Gadus chalcogrammus (walleye pollock) is the source of this 2036-nucleotide messenger RNA. Its product is annotated as leptin receptor-like. Gene Ontology annotation, cellular component: external side of plasma membrane. Gene Ontology annotation, biological process: cytokine-mediated signaling pathway. The transcript is spliced from 12 exons. NCBI's taxonomy places the organism in Eukaryota, Metazoa, Chordata, Actinopteri, Gadiformes, Gadidae. Gene Ontology annotation, molecular function: cytokine receptor activity; protein binding. The record is from RefSeq and is a predicted model, not a curated record. The annotation marks the transcript as partial.
UGUGAUCUGAACUCUCGCAGCCCACAACCAGAACCCUUGGUGUUUAGCACCACGGUAAUCAGCCGGCAGCACCUGGCCCUGCCAACCGGACAGGGUGCCCACAGUGUCACAAGUGCCGAGGUCUCUAAGCCGGUUAACUGUUCCCACAUUUGUUCCAUUGCCCUUGACAACGCCAAGCGGUCCUUUGUUAUGGUAGCCACUGCUGUCCUAAAUGCCACCAUCGGCCCCGUCCUGCUCCGUGUUCCAGCCCGCCCAGUCAAACCAAGUCCUCCAGUUAAUGUGACUCACACCCAGACGGUUCAGGGACAGCUGGUUUUAUACUGGGAUCCAUCUCAGUCAGCUGCCAGCCCAGACCGCUACAAGGUGCGCUACACAUUCAACAGCACCUGGCCUGUAUGGCAGGUGGUAAAUGUGUCUGGGGAGCCCAGGGUGUUCCUGGACCUGAGCCCCAGGCUGAACUACACCUUCCAGGUCCGCUGCUCCCUACCGGGCCACCCCUAUCUCUGGAGCGCCUGGAGCCAACCUCACCAUAUCUACCUGGACACGGUCAGCUACAUCCCAGAGAAUGUGGUUGCGAAGCCGGGCCAGAACGUCACCGUUUACUGUGUGUUCAACGACCGCAGCGCUAACGCUAGCUCUGCCAUCUGGAGGACCAACAUAAAACACCUCAUCCCCGGUCGCCAGUACAGCGCCAUCAACCGCUGGGUGAGCCAGAUCACGGUGCUGCCCUCCCAGAACCGUAUCUAUGACCUGCUGCAGUGCACACAGGAGUGGAAUAUCCCCUACAGCCAGAUUUAUGUGGAAGGUGCUGUCAUCGAUAUAACAUGUGAAACCAACGGGGACAUCGACGCAAUGACCUGCAGCUGGGAAAAGGACCACUGGAUUACGCUCAAAUUCCUCUCGAGGUGGGCGGAUGUACCUUGCGUUGAGAUGGAGAGGAGGGAGAGUUCCGGGCAGGUGGUGACGGGGGAGACACGGCGGGUGGCCUGCCAGCCAGAGAGGCAGGGCGAGAGGGUGAAGCGCUGCACCAUCCAUCCCCUGAGGAUGAGCUGCUACAAGCUCUGGCUGGAGGUGGACUCUAAGCUGGGCCCCGUCAGGUCAAGGGCCUUCUAUGUGUCCCCUACAGACCACGUGAAAUCCCACAAGCCGUCUAACGUGGAGGGGGUGAGUGAGAGCAGCAAGGUGCUCAGGGUGACCUGGGAGCCUCCGUUACUGCCCGUUGAGGGGGUCCAGUGCCAGCUCCGCUACCACUCACCCUCCACUGUGAGCGCCCACCCAAAGUGGACGGUACAGAGCCCAAUGGGGGCUUCCUGGUCAGAAGUGCGAGUCGCAGACAUGUGCAGGGUCUACGUGGUGCAGGUACGCUGCAUGUCCACCAGGGGCGUCGGCUACUGGAGUGACUGGACAGAGUCUGUGUACUCCAUACCCCUGAAUAGAAGAGCCCCUGAUAAUGGCCCUGAUUUCUGGAGAGUUUUUGAGGAUGAUCCACACAGAAACAUAACCAACGUCACUCUUCUAUUGAAGCAUCUUGCAAUGGAGGAACAAUCCUAUUGUGUGGAUGGAUUUGUCGUUCAGCACCAGACCUCUUGGGGCACCAUCAUCAGCGAGAAGAUAGGCAUGGUCUCCUCCCACAGCUUUGAGUGGAAUCAGGAGGUCCACACUGUCACGGUGGAGGCCUUCAACAGCCUCGGGAACUCCAACAACAACAUCAAAAUGACUUUGGGGAGACAGUUCAAACGUGAGUUAAAGGUCUCAUGGCAUGAAAAUCUCAAUUUCUGAGCUUUUUUUAAGAUUUAUAUGAGUUUCCCUAGCCUGCCUAUGGUCCCCCACUGGCUAAAACUUGUGUUUGUGUAAAACGAGCACUAGCUAUCCUGCUCGCCUUUGAAAAGUUUGAAGUUCAUGCGCGCUGAUUCGGAAUUUGGCCCCAUAUGUCGUUAUAAGGGGCCAAGUUACCUCCCCUUUUUCUGCCACGCCCGCCCAGAGAAUUUGGCCCUCCAAUGUGACAGUGAUCUAUGACCGUGCGAGCGCCAUGUGUG